CUAUAAAACCCAUUUCAUUAGCCUCGUUCAAUCUCAUCACAAACUUCAAAAUUCCUUCUUCUUCCAAACCUCCUUUUUUUUCCAUCGAACAAAUUUCACUACCGAGGUUCUCUCGCACUUCUGUAGCAUAUUUAAGGGGAAAAAAAAAUGAUUUCCCCUUCUAAAGCUGGAUUAUUGAUCGCUGUAAUCGCAUCCCUUCUACUGGUAACGGCCUCUGCCGGCAAUUUCUACCAAGAUGUGAAUGUCUACUUCGGAGGUCCCCGGGCUAAGAUUCUUCAGGGUGGCCAGCUUCUCACCUUGUCUCUUGACCAAUCUUCAGGUUCUGGAUUCCUAACCAAGAACGAAUAUUUGUUCGGGCGGUUUGACAUGCAACUCAAACUCGUCCCUGGCAAUUCUGCUGGCACUGUCACCACCUUUUACCUAUCAUCUCAAGGAGAUGCCCACGACGAAAUCGAUUUCGAAUUCCUCGGAAACUCAUCAGGAGAGCCUUACACAGUUCACACCAAUGUUUAUGCUCAGGGGAAAGGGGGGAAAGAGCAACAGUUUCGCCUCUGGUUUGAUCCCACAACAGCCUUCCACACUUACUCCAUUGUGUGGAACUCCCAAAGGAUCAUCUUCUUGGUGGACAACAAUCCAAUCAGAGUGUUCAACAAUGACGAAUCAAAAGGGGUGCCUUUCCCAAAGAACCAGCCAAUGAGAGUGUACUGCAGCUUGUGGGAUGCUGAUGACUGGGCUACUCAGGGCGGCCGGGUUAAGACGGAUUGGUCUAAGGCACCAUUCUCUGUUUCUUACCGGAAUUUCAAUGCCAAUGGAUGUGUCAGGUCGCCAGGAUCAUCAUCAACCUGUGAUUCAACGAAUUCUGGAAACAAUGAUCAGGCAUGGCAGAAUCAGGGACUUGAUGCCAAGGGACGAAACAGGAUGAACUGGCUUCGCCAAAGGUUUAUGAUCUACAAUUAUUGUGCUGAUCGUUCCAGGUUCCCACAGGGCUUUCCUUCCGAAUGCAAAGGGCAGUAGACAGUAUAGUAAUCAACGUUACAAGAGAUCCCACGGGGGUGGGCAGGAUUAUUAUUACAUUUUUUUUUUUUUCAUUUGCUUGCGUCAAAAGAGACAAAAUUGAAGAUUGUUUAGUUUUAUUUUGUUAGAUCUCGUCCAAAUUUACUUGGAAUUCUUAUUCUUUGUACAUAUCAGUGUGGAAUAAAGUUGUUCCAUUGUGAAUUUGCGAUUGUUAUUAGUAUUUUCCUUGGUGAAAACAGGAACGUAACUUACUCAGUUUAAAAUUUAAAUUAGUUAGAUUGAAAAAUUUCGUGGCAGUGGCAUGAGAGAAUACAUGGUGGUGGAGCUAUUUCAGCGCAAUAAAUAAACAUACUCUGAAAUUUCGUGUGCAUUAAAAAGAAAAUCCUAUCCAUUUAUGAAAGCUUUGAAAUGUAAUGUUAUCUCUCAACUUCAAUUUCGGAGAGCAUAAUCAAUUCCAUAAAUACUGUCAUUUAAUGCUGGCAAUUGGGCGUGUGACAGUAAUUGAAUUAUUAUGGCGUGUUUUUUGCCUCAAGCAAAAAUAAAAAUAAAAAAAUCCUGUGG
Molecule: messenger RNA, 1575 nt
Organism: Oldenlandia corymbosa var. corymbosa
Lineage: Eukaryota; Viridiplantae; Streptophyta; Magnoliopsida; Gentianales; Rubiaceae
Source: the annotation of a GenBank genome assembly